AUGACCUCCGAUAAACAACAAACAACAGGCUAUCCCGCCAAACCGUUCACGCCCACGCUCAGUGCGGCCUUCCACCGAUCGAAGCAAUCCCCAUUAACCCCGAAGCUCGCCAGCCCAAGUCCAGGAAACCCUGUGGCUCGCCGACUCGCUCAACCCGACCAUGCUCAUCCCUAUUCCACACCUUCCAAGGAGGAUAUCCCCGCCGGCCCACAAAGCUUCCUGAGUGCCAAUAUUACUCCUCGCUCGGGCUCCCGUACCACUCGUCGUGAUGUCGGCUAUACAUCUCCUACAAAUACGCCUCCUGUAUUAUCUCCACAACCGUCUUAUGCCCAGUCCACAAUAGGUCUCGGCCUUAAUGGUGUACGACGAACAGAACGCAGUCCGGCUCGCGGGGCCAAGCCGGAGCAACCACGAAGCCUAAGAGCGAAGACACUCACGGUCGAUGGACAGCAGACGUCUCGUCCUAACUCCUUCUCAGAUGUGACCGCUGGUUUCCCCAUGUUUUUUCAUGCUUCUGAUGCACGAUCAUCCAAUGUCUCCGAUGUCGAGUCUUCCCGUCCCAAACAGGGGAGAGUAUCACCGGCCUCGAGUUUUCUGUACGCAAACGGGGAUCAAGAACGACAUUCGUCAACAGACGAAUCGCAUGUUUCAACUGGCUCCCGCCGCCCUGCAACUCUUCCUCGUCCUGCACCUUCGGCCAGACAAGGCCCCAUCCCGUCCCCUCGCUUGAAGUCUCCCCGGGUAUCAGACGUGACCUCUCCUCCUAUCCUUGAAACACAGAACAAUUAUAGUCCGAACUUGGAGCCGGGAUUUGAAAGAGUCUUCCAACGUUAUGAUUCCUCUCCCAGCAUCACAUCCGAGAAAUCACAGCUCCCUUCAAUUACAAAGCACCGAAAGUCUUCCAGCGUGGACUCCAACAAUCAGCCAGUGCACGCAAGAGACGGCCUGCGUGCUAGCCCAUUAAUUAUGCCCAAUAAUGUUCCGACUGAAGAAGCCAGUCCUGUUCCUGUGCUCUCCGACCAGAUCCCGACGCUCCGACCUCGCGUAUUCAGUAACGGUUCCUCUGUUUCCACCGAUAAUCACCAGCCUAUUCCAAUGAGCCCCGGGAAAUCGGACAGCGGCGACAUGGCGCUUAAUGCCCGGACCGAACGCAAAAUCUUGGAUUUGGAAAUUAGCAAUUCUUCCCUGCUUGCUAUUAAUCGGACUCUAGAACGAGAAAUGCGGAAGCAAACAGCAGAACUAAGGCGCUUUCGCCGAUUAAGUCGUUCUGGUCGUCUCUCUAUGGCUCCUUCAACGCGCUCAUUUUCCGGCAUAGCGUUGUCAACCACUAGUGAAAUCGAUGAAGGAAAUAGUGAACUUUCCUCUUCACGGUCCCAAGACGACAUGUCAGAUUUUAGUGAUGAAGAUUCGAUCGUCGAAGAUGGUGUUCUCAGUCCAAACACUCUAGCCGAGCAUGAUGCAAAGCACCGGGAUCAUGAUGAGAAACGGUUUAUGCUUGAUCUUACCCGACACCAAACGCUUUUGGUCGAUAGCCAAAAAAUGAAUCAAAGUCUCAAAAGAUGCCUCGGAUGGACAGAAGAACUCAUAAAAGAAGGCCAAAGAGCCCUUGAAUAUAAUGUUUGCGUCCAGGAUAUUGAGCUAGGUGGCCGUGUUCUAUCCCCCGAGGAGCUUUGCGAAAUUGGUGAAAGUGGACGAUCGCUUCUCAGUCCCUCAGCUGAGUACGACUAUUUUCCACCCACGCCCAGUUCCCCGUUCGAGGACAGCGAAUUCACCGACCCGGCGUCUCUCCCCUUACCAUCGUCUCCUGGUGGGACCGAUUAA
Molecule: messenger RNA, 1821 nt
Organism: Penicillium angulare
Lineage: Eukaryota; Fungi; Ascomycota; Eurotiomycetes; Eurotiales; Aspergillaceae
Exons: 1
Coding region: 1-1821 (606 amino acids)
Source: RefSeq, a predicted model, not a curated record